AAGACUUUAAUCAAAUUCGUUACUUUUUAGAAAAUGUCUUACCAAAUGAUUUAUAUGAUAAACUUGUAGAUCAUAAUCUUGAUCGUAAAUCAUCACCAAAUGAAUUGAAUGAGAGAUAUUUACCAUGUACUUUCCUUCUUAAACCACGGCACUUUAAAAUUUUUGAAAAUUGGAUUGAAGAAG
Molecule: messenger RNA, 183 nt
Organism: Racocetra fulgida
Lineage: Eukaryota; Fungi; Glomeromycota; Glomeromycetes; Diversisporales; Gigasporaceae
Source: the annotation of a GenBank genome assembly